Aricia agestis (brown argus) is the source of this 5992-nucleotide messenger RNA. It is a transcript of the gene pps, whose product is annotated as death-inducer obliterator 1. The transcript has 17 exons. Gene Ontology annotation, cellular component: nucleus. The record is from RefSeq and is a predicted model, not a curated record. Gene Ontology annotation, molecular function: protein binding. NCBI's taxonomy places the organism in Eukaryota, Metazoa, Arthropoda, Insecta, Lepidoptera, Lycaenidae. Gene Ontology annotation, biological process: DNA-templated transcription. Bases 275 to 5722 code for a protein of 1815 amino acids.
GUCAAUUUAUUGAUAAAAUAAAAAGAAAUGUCAUUAAAAAUUACACACAUGUUGUAAACAUUUUCAAGGAAAAUUAAAUAUUUGUCUUUAUCCCAAGUUUUAAUUUAGUUGUAGAUUUAUGUGAAAUAGUGUGAGCUGUGCAAAUUCGCUAUACACCAAGAUUGAUUUCAAAAUGGCGGCAAGCGUGUUUAUAGAUAGACGCCAUGCAAAUGUUCCCAAUACGGGCUAAAAAUAGAGAAGUUACUGUGCGUUCGCUUUCGAAAUACUUGCAGAAAUGUCUAAUACCGUGAUUACUAACUAUACGGACCUUAAUGGACCUUCAACGAAAACAGAUAGUUCGGUUGUUGUUAUUGUAAACAAAGAUGGAUCACUCUCUGUAGAUCAAAAACUUUUGGGGACUCUUAUGGGAAGCGAUGGAUCUCAAGCCGCUGGCAUCAGUGUGGUCCGUGUUGGUCACGAAGGAAGACCUGACGAUGCAACAGAUUCUGAAAGUGAUUUAGAUGAAAAAAUUCCACAUGUCACUUUAUCUGUAGAUAGCUACUAUGACGAACCAGACAGCAUAAUCAAAUAUGACAGUGGAGCUGAAAUGUUGCAGUCGCUUAGAAUUGAAACAAGAGAAAACAGUCUGUUGGGAUUUCAUAAUGAUCAUUGUUAUACCCCACUGACAUCACCGAGUCAAUCCUUGCCCCAGAGUCAGGAUGCUUUGAUGGGAUAUGAUGAGCCUGUUAUUGAAAUUAGUCAUUCCACACCACCGAAGCCAGUUUCUACACCUAAAAAAAUUACCAUAUUAGACCAGAAAAUCAUUCCCAAGGGUAAAAAGAUUUUGAUAAACCCGAAAGAUUCACCGGUGAUAAUAAAAGGCAAGGAUGUUCUUCACAAACCCUUACCUCUUUCAAAGGCGAAGUCGUUUGAUGAUAAUAAAAAUGAGGCACAAAAAUCUGAUGAACCCUCUGAUUCGUCAUCGGCUUGCUCCUCCGGAGAAAGCCCCGCCGAUAGAGAUUCAGAUUCUGACUAUAAGGAUUCCAAAGAUAAAUCCACAAGUCAUAAAGUUAAAGCAAAAGUAAAAUCAAAACCACGGAUUCUGAAAUCAGUUCAAUCAACUAAGAGCACAAAGUUGGAUCCAAAACUCACACCAAGACUCAAAGCCAAUAAAAAUUUGCUUAAGAGAGAGCUGAAAGAAAGGGUAUUGGCAAAGAAUUUGAUUGAUAAGAAAGGCGAACUCAAUCAAAUGGCUAAUGUUUCACUUGUUACUAAUCCAUCUAGUGCAACUAUUGAUACAGAAAAGCUGUUCUCUAAAAUUACUCCAAAGUCGGCAAAGAAAGAGAGAAAAACACCAGCACAUGUAAAUGCAUUAUUGUCGGACAUGUCUUCAUUAUUUUCGACACCUGAUGUCAUACGAAGAGUGUCUACAGAGACUAAGCUACCUGGUAAACCAGAAAAGGAGAUUGGUGCUAUUGACAAGGCACAAAAAGAGGACUCUUCCAAACUCAUAGAAAAUGUUGAUCAACAAAAGUCGGUGCCUUUGCAGAAACCCCAACUUAAACAAUUGAAACUUUCCAGUGUCACUGAGAAGGGUAAUAAAAAUUAUGAUCCUAUUCCUCAACUGGAUGAUGCGAGCUUAGCUCAGAUACUCCAGGAUCCCCCACAAACCGCCAGUAAAUCUCAGCCGACCAUCUCUACAGCAAAUGUUAUCAAUAGCCCUGGGUUAGCUGGACCUCUCUCACCAACCUUGGAUUUACUAGCUGGUCUACAACCAGAGGAGGAUGGUUUAACUGAAGAUCUACUCAUGCAUGUCGCUCAGCUGGUUGAGAGCUCUGAGAACUUACAGGAAGUUAUUGAUAAACAAGUUCUAGGGAAAGUGGAUGCUGUGACAAUGAAGCCUGAAGUAGCUCAACCACUUCCCCAAACUCCCACUCCUAAUGCUUACGCACAGACACCUGUCAAGUCUGUCAAGGUUAUGCAACCUAGAAAAGAUCCUAUUGAGAUUAUUCGGCGCGACGGUAGAGUCAUUACACUACCACCUAUUGAGGCUCCAGCGACGAGAGCAUCUAAACGCAAGAACCAAGUUGAAUCAGUGAUGCCCCCUGAGCCUGUUUCAACACCCAUUACAAAUCCACCAGUGUCACUCACUCCCGAGCCGAUUGUAACCCCGGUGUCCAGACAAUAUUCCAACAAGAAGCUGAUAACCAAAAAACAGGAGCAAGUGGUAGCUCCAAUGCCAGUUGCCAGUCAAAUUGAAGCUAUUGAAAAAACUUCAGCAGAAUCUCAAGAAAGUUGGAAUUCAGAGGAUGAUCCAAAUAGGCUCUGGUGUAUUUGUAAGCAGCCGCAUAAUAAUAGGUUCAUGAUAUGUUGUGAUGGAUGCGAGGACUGGUUCCACGGCAAGUGUGUCAACAUCACAAAGGCCAUUGGCCAACAGAUGGAAGAAGACGGCAUUGAGUGGAGGUGUCCCAAUUGUGUUAAGAAGGCUAAAUCACAAGCUGGUGCAGUUAAAAAUCCUGUGAAAAUGAUCACGGCUGAAAGGGAUACAAAUAAGGAAGACGGAGUAAGUACACCAUUAUCUGCUAAUACUAAAGAGGUAGCCCCAAAAACAAUAUGUAUUGUUUGCAAGAAAGCUGCUCGGGCUAGCAGCAUAUAUUGUAGUGACGCAUGUAUACUGAAACACGCGCAGGACUCGCUUGGGGCUCAAGCUGGUACCUCAAGAAGUGAAAACACCAGCAUCAAAACAACAGAAAAACAUUCUGAGUCCAGGGUAAUUGUGUACGAACGAAAAUCUGGACGAUUACUUGCCGGUCCGAAUGCACCUACAGCUGAAAAUCUAAAGGCUUGGCUCCAGAAAAAUCCAACUUUCGAGGUCGUUCGUCCUGGAACAUUGAGCACGAUAAAACCGAAUUUGGCGCGAAAGAAGUCUUCCGAACCUAAUAAAAUUCAAACCACAUUAAACUUUGCUAGAAUACCAAAGAAAGCAGAAAAUGUUCCAGUGAAGAAAACAGAAAAUGUUCCAGUGAAGAAAAUAGAAAAUGUUCCAGUGAAGAAAACAGAAAAUAUUCAAACGAGAAAACCUGAGCUAAUUCCAGUGAAGAAAGCAGACACUCUGGGAAGGAGAGAAAAUGUUCAAACAAAGAUUCAGCCCACUUUGUUAAAGAGUCCGAGGUCUCAACAGAUGUUAAAGAUGUCUCAGAUGACAUCUCCCACUGAGGAAGUGAAAUCGCCGCAGCCUAGAACGCCAGGAACACCGAGGUUACAACAAACGAACAUGUUUGAUACACCGAAAUCUUCCAAAGCGCCGCCUGAACCUAAGAAGAUCGUGAGGGCAACAAGUCGCACCCAGACUCCUGCUGAAAAGCCGGCAGUUACGCCGUCGACGUCGAAGCGGAAAGAUACGCCGGACAAGAGGCAGAACAGGAUGAGCUCGGAGGAGCCGAUACGAGAGAAUGUGAGGAAAGCCCUUCACGAGCAGAUGACCAUCCGCAUGGGAGAGACCACGGGACCCAAGUUCACAGACGAGGAGAUACAAGAGUUUGCAUACGAGACCGAGUCUGAACUUCACGAGCUCUUCAAUAGGGACGUCGGCAUGAAAUACAAAGCCAAGUACAGGUCUCUCAUGUUCAAUAUUAAGGAUCGCAAAAAUCUUUCGCUCUGGGAGAAGAUAUGUGAGCGCACUAUAACACCUAAACAGCUGGUCAGAUUGUCACCUGAAGAGUUAGCUAGCCAGGAAUUGGCACAAUGGAGAGACAAGGAAGCAAAACAUCAGCUAGAACUGAUAAAAAAAUCAGAAUUAGACUUGCUGGCGGCCAGCAAAACUUAUGUCUUGAAAACCCACAAAGGUGAAGAGGUAAUGGAAACAAAGGAGUCUGUGUCUACAGAAUUAGACCCAAACGUGGCUGUAGAGGAUUUGGUCUCCGUCUUGAACGACGGCGACGCACCGCCUGAAGAACCAGAGACGCCAAAGAUAGAGGUGCCCGAUAGAAGGAGCACCAGAAAGAAAGACAAGGAAAAUGAAUCCCAACUGUCAAAGAAAGACAAGAGAGACGAGGAGUCGAAGCGUGAUUUGGAUGACCGGAAGUCGCAGUCGUCUCGGCGGAAGUCAGAUCAGAAGGUCAAGGAACAUCGCUCGUCACGUCGGUCCGGUCGGUCCAGUAGAUCGGAGAGAAAGAGCCGGUCGCGGUCGAGAUCGAGAGAACGAUCGAGGAGAGACAAGUCGGGAUCGCGAGAUCGAAGACACAGGUCGCGAUCGAGGGACAGAUCAAAGAGGAAAUCCAAAGAACACUCGCGAUCGUCGUCUCGGAGUCGCGAGCAGACUCGCUCCAGCAAGCGGCGGUCGUCGCGUCGCUCGAGCUCCAGGGACAGUCUAAAACAGAAGAGGAGGCGGCGGUCGCGCUCCAAACACAGGUCCAGUACCGAGGACAAGACCAAACUACGCUCUAAGUCUCAGGAGACAGCAUAUAGGAAGAAGAAUGAUUCAACUGAUUCCGAUUCAAUAGAGAGACCGAAAUCUGCAAUGACGAAAGAGGCACAUCCAGAAUACGAUCCUCAUGAACCUAUGAUAACAUCCGCUUUUUCCGAAGAGGAUUUGCGGAAAUCCAAGGAUGAUGUUUAUGAGGAGAUUUACAAGAAUGACAUUGUUGAUUACGGAGGGGCAGAUUAUGACACAACAAAAGAUUUUUCGAUUGGCUCCAGUAUACUCGCUGAUAGAUAUAUUGAAAAACAAGAUAAAGAAGUAGAAAGUGAUCAAGAGCCCACUAGCACAAUGGAUAGCUCUGUGGCAACCGUUUGGAAUGGUUGUAUCAACAUGGUUGAUGUUGCAAGGUUUUAUGUAGCUGCACAUGAGGUAUCGGGUAAUGCAUUAGAUUUAGAAGAAGAUCUCACUCCAGAAUUAGAUAUAGUUGGCAGAAUAAACCCAGAUACAGUGUGGGACUAUAUAAGUAAAAUGAAGAGAGCCAGCAAUAAAGAUAUAAUAAUAUUGAAACUCCAAGCUGCAAAUGACGAAGAAAAGAUGCAGUAUAUUGCAUUGUAUAGUUAUUUGAGUACGCGCAAUAGGCUGGGCGUAGUGAAGGUGACUAAUACGGCGACAGUGAAGGACCUUUACAUAGUGCCGCUCUCUGCGGGCGCGACGUUACCGCGCGCGCUGCUGCCGCUGGACCGCGCGCCGCCGGACUCGCGCACGCACCUCCUGCUCGCCGUCAUAGUGCGACAGCGCCGCCGCCGACACCCCGCCCCCCCCGAGCCACACCCCGCCAAGGUAGUACGUGAGUCCCGUAAGAAGUCGUACACUCCGCCGCUAUCGCCGCGUCACCGCACGCUGCCUCUCCCGGCGUACACGUCGCCCGCGCUCUCUACUUCCGUCAAGGACAAAAUCGCCGCGACUUUAGCUUCAGCUGACGACGACGAGGCGUACAGCCCGGGGUCUUCCACCGGCAGCAGCGGUAACAGCGGCAACGCCGUCGCCGCGCCGCCGUCGUCCAACACUCUCAGAACCAAGAUGGAAGAGCUCAACCGCCAGAUAGAAGAGCAGAAACAGCAAAUUCUCAAAAUGGCUCAAGGAGACACAUCCGCUACAAAUGAGAACGAGGCGUAUUCUCCAUCUCGACCGCUGACGCCGCCGCCCGUGGUGCCCCUGGCAGACAUCUCUCUACCAUCAAACCUACAAGAAAUACUAGCAACAAUCAAACAGAGAACAGAAAAUGUUAACGCUGACGUCGAUAUGCGCACUUUGCCUUUAUAAUUACUAUAGGAUCAUAGAAUGUAGCUUAAAGUUAAGUUUCAAUAUUAAUAAUAAUUAGUAAUAUUGUUACAAGUAUAAAACCAAUACUAAAUGUAUUGUAUAUGAGCAGUAGGAUUGUAUAAAACAAAAUUGACAAAGACAUGAGAUAACUAAUUAGAAUAUUUAUGCAAAGCAUACUUGAAAUGGACUUAAUUAUGUGCAAUAAGCAAUGUCAUAUUAAUGUUUAAUUUCGAGUUUUAUAUAAGUACGUUGUGAAAAUUAUGGACGCAG